Molecule: messenger RNA, 417 nt
Organism: Leptosomus discolor (cuckoo roller)
Lineage: Eukaryota; Metazoa; Chordata; Aves; Leptosomiformes; Leptosomidae
Source: RefSeq, a predicted model, not a curated record
CAGGGCGCGGGGACCCGCCGGCAUCGCAGGAACAGGAAGGAGAAGCAAAGGAUCAAAGCGAGCGAUGCUGCCGCUGCUGCUGCCGUCCCGGGGGAGGAGGGCAGGUCCUUGUGCAGGAGGGGGGACAUGAUGGUGGAUUUUGAGCAGACCGGCUGGGGCAGCUGGAUCGUCCACCCCAAGAAGUACAACGCCUACCGGUGCGAAGGGCAGUGUCCAUCGCCCGUGGACGAGACCUUCAAGCCCACCAACCACGCGUACAUACAGAGUCUGCUGCAGCUCUACAAGCCCAACCAGGUGCCCUGCCCCGCCUGCUCCCCGGUCAGGAUGAGUCCCCUCUCCAUGCUCUACUACGAGAAGGGCGAAAUCGUCGUCCGCCACCACGAGGACAUGAUCAUCGAGGAGUGCGGCUGCAACUGA